Molecule: messenger RNA, 852 nt
Organism: Symbiodinium pilosum
Lineage: Eukaryota; Dinophyceae; Suessiales; Symbiodiniaceae
Source: the annotation of a GenBank genome assembly
AUGGAGCGUGGCGGCCCCUUCAAGGUUUUUGUGGGCGGCCUCCCGCAGGACUGCACAAAUGACAUUCUCGUGGAUUACUUCGGCAAAUAUGGGAACAUCACGGACGUGGUGGUGAUGACUGACCGGGCAACGGGCCGAUCCCGGGGUUUCGGAUUUGUGUCUUUCGACACACUGGAGGCCGUUGACGCCAUUAUGUCCAUGCAUACCGAGCACAAAAUCCAAGAUAAGUGGGUCGACUGCAAAAGAGCAACAGCCGAAGGAACCAAAGGAGUACCACAAAAAGGAGGUGGCAAAGGCAGUGGUCCUCCAGCUCCAGCCAACUCAAGACCGGGAGAUUGGAUCUGCCAAGAGUGUGGAGCCAGUGUGUUUGGUUCCAAGGACUCCUGCUUCAAGUGCGGCGCGCCUAGGCCAUCCCAGAGUGGUGGUGGCGGUGGCGGCGGUGGCGGCUACAGAGGCCCAUCCUACAAUGCCGCGCCGCCACCAGCAUACAAUGCCGCACCGCCACCAGACUAUGGCGCUUGCAGCGGGAGUUGCGGAGCCGAUGCUUUGCUUGGUGGAUUUGGCAUGACUGCCUAUGGUGCCUAUGGUGGUGGCGCCUGUGGCGGCGUUCCUGGGGUUAGCGCCUACGGUUGCGGAGCCGGUGGUGCCAGCACCGGCGGAGCCUACGGAGCUUGCGCAGGUGGAGCUUGUGGUUAUGGAGCCUGUGGUUGCGGAGCUUGUGGUUGUAGUGGUGGUGCUUGCGGCGGCUGCGAUGGCUGCAACGGCUAUCUCGGGUGCCCUGCAUCUUAUGCACCAACUAGAGGCCAGCCUGAUGGCAGAGGAGGUGGCGACCAGGGCUACGCUCCGUACUGA